Rotaria socialis is the source of this 1941-nucleotide messenger RNA. Lineage: Eukaryota; Metazoa; Rotifera; Eurotatoria; Philodinida; Philodinidae. The record is from the annotation of a GenBank genome assembly.
AUGGCGUCGUCUGCUAGACGCCAUCCGCCUCUUCGACCUUCGUCAUCAACGAAUCGAACCGCUCGAGAAGUUGAAAAACGAGUUAAUACUCCUGGUCUUUCCAGUGAUAUCAACGACGAGGAAUUCGGAAUAGCUAGUGGUAAACCAGUACCACGUAGUUAUUUACUUAAACUAAUUAAAAGGUCUCAUAUGAAUGGUAUACUUAAUUUAGCAUCACGUGGUUUAACUGAAGUUCCCCCGGAAGUAUUUGCAGAAGAAGUUGUUGAAGACGAAAAUCAACAACGACAAAAAGCUAAAAUACCAGAUUUUAGCCAAAAUACGACAGAAACUUGGUGGAAUCGUGAGGCUCUUAAAACACUUGAUCUAUCAUCGAACUGUUUAACGACUCUUCCAAACGAAAUUGAAACAUUAAAUUAUUUGGUUGUUCUUAAUGUUCACAACAAUCAAUUAACAACGUUGCCUGACGCCAUACGUGGUUUAAGAGCAUUAGAAAAACUUGUUGUUAGUCAAAAUCAAUUAACAAUGUUACCCGAUGGUUUUUAUUUCUGUGCGUCACUUCUUUCAUUGAAUCUUUCGCGAAAUCGUUUAACAAAAUUAUCCAAUAAAAUUGGUCAACUGUCAUAUAUACAAGAAUUAGAUUUAUCGGAAAAUGAAUUUGAAUUAUUUCCAAAAGAAAUUGGUUUUUUAACGAAAUUAACAAAACUAACAGUUGCAAAAAAUCGUCUCCGAGCACUUCCACAUGAAUUUGGUGCACUCUAUAAUCUACGAUCGCUUGAUCUAAGUCAUAAUCAAUUAACGCAAUUACCUGAAAGUUUCGGAGAUUUAAUUAAUCUUGAAGAGAUUUAUGUGAAUGCAAAUCGUUUAACAAUUUUUCCAUGUUUUAAUCAAUGUUCUCGACUAAAAGAAAUUCAUAUGGCUGAUAAUCAGCUCACUGAAAUUACUGAUAAUCAAUUGAAACCACUUUUAUCAUUAAUAUCUCUCAAUCUUCGUGGCAAUAAAAUACAUACUUUACCAGAUCAAAUUUCCCUAUUACCUAAUUUAGAAAGACUCGAUGUUACAAAUAACGAUCUUUCCGAUUUGCCAUCGAAAAUUGCAUUGAAUAAGAAAAUAAAAAAUAUAAGUAUGACUGGUAAUCCAUUGGGAAAAAUUCGAAAAGAUGUUAUUCGCCUCGGAACUGACUCUAUAAUGAAAUAUCUUCGAAAUCGACUAACAAUUGAUGAUGGAACUGCUAGCAGUACUGAUCAGCAAACAUUCGACAUUCCAAAAUCAACGGAAACUGAUGACGAAAGAAAACGUCGUUUAUAUACAGAACAUCAUGUUGUUCGAACUACUGGUACAUUUGAUUAUAGUCAUAAGAAUGUUUCAACAUUAUCGAAUGAAUCUAUUGAACUCAUUAUAAAAGAAAAACCAUCACAUAUUAAUUUAGCAAAAAAUAAAUUUACUGAAAUGCCUAUUGCAUUGGUACGAUUGGCUGAAUCUUUGCUUCAUUUGGAUAUGUCUGCGAAUGGCUUAUUGCAAUUGAAUUCACAAGUUGGACAACUUAAAGAAUUACGUUUUCUUGAUUUGAGUACAAAUCGUCUAACAGAUCUACCAUCAGAAUUGAGCUCUCUUGAGCAUCUACAAAUCAUAAAUCUAUCAAUGAAUAAAUUUGUUCGAUUGCCCUCUGUUCUCUAUGAAUUAAAACAAAUUCAAGAAAUUCUUGCUAAUGAUAAUCAACUGGUGGAAUUAGACCCAAACGGUAUCCUGAAAAUAACGUCCACUUUGAUUACAUUCAAUGUACGGAAUAAUAAUAUUCAACGGUUACCUCCUGAAUUUAGCAAAUGUACACUACUUAAAUCUCUUGAUGUUGCAGGUAAUCCAUUUAAAAUACCACGACCAGCUACAAUAGCCAAAGGUACACAAGCCAUAUUAGAACAUUUACGAAAUCAAUUAAUCGAAUAA